This is a messenger RNA of Paramuricea clavata, 576 nucleotides long. The record is from the annotation of a GenBank genome assembly. NCBI's taxonomy places the organism in Eukaryota, Metazoa, Cnidaria, Anthozoa, Malacalcyonacea, Plexauridae.
GCUUAUAAAGAUCACUUGGCCACUCUUCCAGAUGAGGAUCCAAGCAAACUUGACGAGACCAUUGCCUUGCUAAAGCAUACAAGCCUAAUGAUAGAAUUAUUUUCUGAUAAGCAUGCCAUUUAUGCUGUUGAUGAUAGCCGAUUACAAUCACUGCAGGCCGCACUUCUGUUCUUUUCGACGUGGAAAGAAGAAACAACUAAAGGAGAUGAAUUCGUAUCCCAGAAGUUAUGGUUUGACAUCCAGUCAAUGAUUCACGGAUUCAUUUCCUUGGUUCAGACAAAGUUGAGACGGUUCCCCGGAUCAAUUGUCAAACCAGCGAUCAUAAAUCAGGACUGUGUAGAGAAUCAUUUUUCUCAGCUGAGAGGGGCAAAUGGGCAGAAUGACAACCCAACAUACCAAACGACACAAGGAACGCAGAACUCCAUAAUAUUUGGACAGACAACUGUCAGCAGAAAGGGUAAUACGGGCACCGCAAAAAGUCAUUCUUUUGCUGGGCUCCCUAAGGAAAACCUGUUUGGCAAAAAGACACGUCUGCAGAUAUCUAAACCUGCAAUGGGGUUGCUCAUAGAGCAGUGA